Messenger RNA from Fragaria vesca subsp. vesca, 1778 nucleotides. Its product is annotated as kaempferol 3-O-beta-D-galactosyltransferase-like. NCBI's taxonomy places the organism in Eukaryota, Viridiplantae, Streptophyta, Magnoliopsida, Rosales, Rosaceae. Bases 1 to 1395 code for a protein of 464 amino acids. The record is from RefSeq and is a predicted model, not a curated record. The transcript has 2 exons. Gene Ontology annotation, molecular function: UDP-glycosyltransferase activity.
AUGAGCCGCAUAGUUGAUGGUACUAGUAGUCCUCAAAAUGUUGCAGUCUUAGUUUUUCCAUUCACCUCCCACCCCGCUUCCCUUCUCCGAUUCAUACGUUCCAUUUCAACUCUGGCCACACACAUGCAAUUCACCUUCUUCAACAUAUCUAGGUCAAAUAGCUCCCUCUUCUCUGGUUCCAGCAGCAUCAAAGGCUUUGAUAAUAUAAAACCUUACGACGUCUGCGAUGGCUUGCCAGAGGGCUACAUAGCCCCCUCCGGAAAUCUAUUGGACCAAGUUGAGUUGUUCCUAGACACUGGACUUGGUAACUUCGAGAAGGCGAUCAAAGAGGCAGAGGCUGAAACCGGAAAAAAGUUCGACUUGUUGAUUGCGGAUGCAUUCCUCUGGUUUGCCAGUGACAUAGCUGAAAAAAUGCACGUAACUUGGGUGCCCUUCUGGAUUUCUGGACAACGAUCCCUGCCUGUUCAUAUUGAGACUGAUAUAAUUAGAGAAAAACUGGGAGCCCAAGGACAAGAGGACAAAACGCUGGACUUCCUUCCAGGAUUCUCAAAUGAAUUCCUAGCAUCUGACAUACCGAAGGAAAUUGCAUUUGGAGACAUAGAACCACCGCUUGCAAGAAUGUUGCAUAAAAUGGGGCAGAAGCUGCCACAAGCAACUGUGGUCGUCAUCAACUCUUUUGAAACGAUAGACUUGAAAGUUACUGAGGAACUGAAGAAAAGACUCCAGAAGUUGCUCCUUGUCGGGCCGCAACAUCUCGUCCGGCGAGUACAAUCAGAUGAUGAUGAUGAUGAGAAGGAUGAAGAGGAUGAUGGCUGCUUCCAGUGGUUGGACAAGCAGGAACCUGCUUCGGUAGCAUACAUCAGCUUUGGAAGUGUGGGUGCACUGCCUCCCAUGGAGGUAGCAGCAUUAGCUGAGGCAUUAGAGGAACGUCGAUUCCCCUUUCUUUGGUCAUUUAGGGGAAAUCAAGAGGAUUUUCCACAAGGAUUUAUCGGGAGAACAAACAGGUUAUCUAUAGGGAAAGUAGUUCCAUGGGUAAACCAAGAGAAAAUCCUCAGUCAUAGCUCGGUUGGAGUGCAUGUAACACAUUGCGGUUGGAACUCGGUUUUGGAGAGUAUAACUGGUGGUGUGCCUAUGACAGGGAGGCCUUACUUUGCUGAUCAAAAUUUCUACAUGAGGAGCGUAGAAGUUGUAUGGAGAAUCGGUGUGAGGAUUGAGGGUGGCUUUUUCACUAAAACUAGAGCAGUCGAGGCAUUGGAACAAGCUUUACGGCUCGAGCAAGGAAGAGAAAUGAGACAGAGAGUUGGAAUCCUGAAACAGCUUGCUCAAGAGGCCGUUGGACUGAACGGGCGUUCAGCUCAAGACUUGAAAGCUUUGGUAGAGAUCAUCAGAUCUUGAUGACCAAGUAAUUAAACUACCAAUUUCAAUUCUCUUAGUUUGUUUCGUUCCUAUGCAUGUCUUGAUUCACCUAUGAGUGAAAGAAUAACAAGGUCAUGAUCGACAUGAUAACUCGAUCAUGACCUAAAAUAAGAAGAACAGUUGCUAGAUUGGGUUUUCUCAGUUUUUCGUUCUAAAUGUUUCUUUUAUUACUUCAGCAUAAGGAGUCCAGCUUUCUUGUCUAUUGUUGUUGUAUUUGUAUUUCGCAAACGGGCAGAUGUACGUUGUUUAUCUGCCCUUCUUCAGCAGUAAUUGUCCUUUAUUUUUGAAGGGAUAAGGGUAUGUCCUCCCCUCAUAAUCUGUAUCUUGUUUUUCGUUUUAAUAAAAUUUUGCCUCGCUUUUGU